AUGACCAACGGCGCGUGUGUUUCGUUCUGCGACUCUCGCGGCUUUGCUGUCGCCGGCACCGAAUACGCCGGCCAGUGUUUCUGCGGCACCGACGCCGACUUCCCGGCAAUGGCAUCUCAACUAGACGAAUCACAGUGUGAUAUGCCCUGCACAGGAGCCGGGGGUGAAAUGUGCGGCGGAUCCGGAGCUUUGAGUGUCUGGGCGAAAGGGGGAGCCUCGUCCUCAACAACGACAAGCAACACCGACAGCGGCAAGUUGAUGAUGGUCAAGAGACGCUUCAACUAUCUAGGCGGACAUGGGAAGAGGAUGGUUCGGCCAGCCAUGAGGGACUAG
Messenger RNA from Capronia coronata CBS 617.96, 333 nucleotides. RefSeq lists its product as uncharacterized. The transcript has a single exon. The record is from RefSeq and is a predicted model, not a curated record. Gene Ontology annotation, cellular component: plasma membrane. NCBI's taxonomy places the organism in Eukaryota, Fungi, Ascomycota, Eurotiomycetes, Chaetothyriales, Herpotrichiellaceae. Bases 1 to 333 code for a protein of 110 amino acids.